Molecule: messenger RNA, 995 nt
Organism: Nicotiana tabacum (common tobacco)
Lineage: Eukaryota; Viridiplantae; Streptophyta; Magnoliopsida; Solanales; Solanaceae
Source: RefSeq, a predicted model, not a curated record
CUGGUAAGUUUACUAAAAGUAGAAAAAGACAUAAGAGGGGUUCUUUCCUUUAUGUCUUUUUACUAUAUAUAUAGAGUCCAUCCACUGGCUGGAACUCAAAAGGGAAAGAUAAUACAGUAGCACAAAAGUCUUAACAAAUCAAUGCUUGCUCUUCAUUUCCUUUGCCUGGUCAGCAAAUUGUGUUUUAGCUAGCUAGGGUUUCCUUUGCCAGUCUUAAGUCUUUACUCUUAAUUUAGUCUUGACCGACCAAAUUUGCUUCCUUUUUUGUUCAUCUUUCAGAUCUGAGACAUCGCAAAAAGCCGAGAUUUUUGACUUGAAAUUGAACAGACGAUUAAGUUGUCUCAAAAAUGGUGAGGGGAAAAACUCAGAUAAAAAGGAUUGAAAAUGCAACAAGCAGACAAGUGACUUUCUCUAAAAGGAGAAGUGGGCUUCUUAAGAAGGCAUUUGAGCUCUCAGUUUUGUGUGAUGCAGAAGUUAGCCUUAUGGUUUUUUCUCAAAAAGGAAAGCUUUAUGAGUUCUCAAGUUCCAGUACUAACAAGACAAUAGAACGUUAUCAGAAGAAUGACAAGAAUUUGAGACAUGAGAAAAUAUUACUUGAACAGACUACAGAGCAUUUGAAAGAGGAAGUUGCUACUAUGAGUAGGAAGCUGGAGCUUCUUGAAAACUCUAAAAGAAGGAUUUUAGGAGAAGAUUUAGAUUCUUGCUCCAUUGAUGAACUGGAAAAGGUAGAAGAACAGUUAGAGCGAAGUUUAAGAAACAUUAGGGCAAGAAAGAACCAGCUAUUCAGGGAACAGAUUGCUCUUCUAAAGGACGAGGAAAAAGUCCUAAUGGAGGAAAAUGCAGAAUUGCGGAAAGAGGUGAGUUACUACUUCAAUUUCAACGCCCUUAAUAUACAUAUCUGUUAUUUCAUUGGUUCAAUUUGCUUAACAUAGUUUGACUCGACGCAAAAUUUAAGAAAGAUUUUUUUUUAAAAAAUUGUGAUUUUAAACAUGUCA